This is a messenger RNA of Trichosurus vulpecula (common brushtail), 2475 nucleotides long. RefSeq names its product protocadherin gamma-A10-like. Bases 4 to 2475 code for a protein of 823 amino acids. Gene Ontology annotation, biological process: homophilic cell-cell adhesion. Gene Ontology annotation, cellular component: plasma membrane. The transcript has a single exon. Gene Ontology annotation, molecular function: calcium ion binding. The record is from RefSeq and is a predicted model, not a curated record. NCBI's taxonomy places the organism in Eukaryota, Metazoa, Chordata, Mammalia, Diprotodontia, Phalangeridae.
GCUAUGGCUGCUUUUCAGAGGCGCCGGGACUGCAGAGGACGAGUCUUGCUUUGUUUUCUCCUGGGGAUGUUGGGGAAUACUCGGGCCACCCAGAUCCGCUACUCUGUGCCUGAGGAGAUGGAGAAGGGCUCUUUCGUGGGCGAUGUGGCCAAGGACCUGGGGCUGCAGUCUUGGGAGCUGGCGGAGCGCGGAGUCCGCAUAAUCACCAGAGGUAAGAAGCAGCAUUUUGCUCUGAACAUCAGAAGCGGCAGCUUAGUCACCGCGGACAGAAUAGAUAGGGAAGAGUUCUGCUCUCAGAGCUCCCAGUGCCUGCUGAAUUUCAAUGUGUUGGUGGAGGAUAAAGUAAAACUCUUUGCAGUAGAAGUAGAAAUAACAGAUAUUAAUGAUAAUGUACCGAAGUUCCAAGUAGAACAAGUAGAAGUUAAAAUCACUGAAGCCGCAGCUCCCGGAAUGCGAUUCCCUCUUCCGGAAGCCUUUGAUCUGGAUGUGGGGAUGAAUUCCCUCCAGAGCUAUGAGCUAAGUCCCAAUCACCACUUUUCUCUGCUUGUGCAAAGCCGAGCUGACGGGGCCAAAUACCCAGAAUUGGUGCUAGAGAGAGCCCUGGACCGGGAAGAGAGGCCUGUUCACCACCUCAUUCUCACGGCCUCGGAUGGGGGAGAUCCAGUGCUUUCCGGCACAGUUCAAGUCCGAGUGACUGUCCUCGAUGUGAAUGACAACGCGCCAGUGUUUACUCAGUCAGUGUACAGUGUCAGUAUUCCCGAGAACGUGCCUAGGGGGACGCUUCUGCUCACGGUGAAUGCUACUGAUCCAGAUGAGGGAGUCAGUGCGGAAGUGACCUAUUCAUUCCGGAGACAAAAUGAAAAAAAGCUACAGAUAUUCCAGAUUAAUGCAAGGACUGGGGAAAUAACAAUAUCUGGAGAUCUGGACUACGAAAAAUCAAACUUCUAUGAAAUAGAAAUACAAGCUGAGGAUGGAGAUGCUUUUUUAGCAAGAGCUAAAGUACUGGUUACCGUCUUGGAUUUAAAUGACAAUAGCCCAGAAGUGACUAUCACCUCUCUAUUUAGUCCAGUGACAGAAAAUUCUCCCCUGGGGACCGUAAUUGCCCUUUUAAAUGUACAUGACGGAGACUCGGGGGAGAAUGGCCUUGUCACAUGCUCGGUCUCGGAGAAUCUUCCUUUUAAACUAGAAAAGUCGAUUGAUAGUUAUCAUCGUUUGGUGACGGACAGAGCCCUAGAUAGAGAGAAGGUUUCUGCAUACAAUAUCACCAUAACAGCUCUAGAUCAUGGAACACCACCCCUGUCCAUAGACACUCACAUCUUUCUGCAGGUGGCAGACAUCAAUGACAACCCUCCCACCUUUGGUCAGCCAUCCUACUCUGCCUACAUGGAGGAGAACAACGUUAGAGGGGCUUCCAUUUAUUCUGUGACUGCCUGUGAUCCAGACAGCGAAGAGAACUCCCAUAUCACCUACUCUAUUGAGGAAGAUAUCUUCCACGGGGCACCUCUGUCUUCCUAUAUCUCUAUUAAUUCAGAGAAUGGCAUCCUCUAUGCUCUGAGCCCCUUUGAUUAUGAACAGUUCCGGGACUUGCAGGUACAAGUGACAGCUCGAGACUCGGGGAACCCGCCUCUCAGCAGCAAUGUGUCCCUGACUCUAUUCAUCCUGGAUCAAAAUGACAAUGCCCCAGAAAUUCUGUAUCCUGCCUUGCCCACCGAUGGCUCCACAGGAGUAGAAUUGGCUCCUCGGUCUGCAGAGCCAGGUUACCUGGUUACCAAGGUGGUGGCAGUGGAUAAAGACUCUGGCCAGAACGCCUGGCUGUCCUACCGUCUACUCAAGGUCACAGAACCUGGGCUCUUCUCUGUGGGUCUACACACUGGAGAAAUCAGAACUGCCAGGGCUUUCAUGGAUAAAGACACUCUCAAACAGAAUCUGCUGGUGGUGGUCUCUGACAAAGGGGAACCGCCUUUGUCUGCCACUAUCAGUGUGACAGUGGCAGUGGCCAACAGCAUCCCCGAGAUCCUCUCAGAUCUUAGCAGCCAAGAGGCAUCCUCUGACCUCGAAAACUCUAGCCUCACAUUCUACCUAGUCAUCGCUGUAGCUUCAGUUUCCUCCUUGUUUUUUGCCUUCAUCAUUGUCUUGCUGGCACUCAGGAUAUGGAGGUGGCAGACCUCCCAGCUCUUAGGUUCAGGCAGCGACCAUUUAGGGACUGUCCCUGCUUCACAGUUCUUGGGCAUCGAUAGAGUUCAAGCUUUUCUCCAGACUUAUUCUCAUGAGGUUUCUCUCACCACUGACUCUCGGAAGAGCCAUUUGAUAUUUCCCCAACCCAACUAUGCUGAUACCCUCUUAAGUCAGCACAGCAGUGAAAAAACGAAACCACUCUUAGUACCAGAGGAUUCGAGGUGUUCCGUUCAUGAUCCUCCUUUGGCUCCCGUGAGUUCCUGUUCUCAUCUAUUUUGCUCUUGUUUCUUCACUCUCUAA